Messenger RNA from Papilio xuthus (Asian swallowtail), 1461 nucleotides. RefSeq lists its product as uncharacterized. The coding region runs from base 1 to 1461 and encodes 486 amino acids. The record is from RefSeq and is a predicted model, not a curated record. The transcript has a single exon. Gene Ontology annotation, cellular component: nucleus. Gene Ontology annotation, biological process: regulation of DNA-templated transcription. Lineage: Eukaryota; Metazoa; Arthropoda; Insecta; Lepidoptera; Papilionidae.
AUGACAAUGGACGUUCAAAAUAAUUUUCAAAAUUAUAAAGAGCCGUCCCCGGACGCCAAGGAGACUAAUUUUAAUGUCGAAAGUGCGCGAUCGACGCAAAUAUCGAAGAGCGAAAUGCAAACUACUGUACUGAACCAGAACAAAACUUCGAAACGAUCUUUUGACGUCGCUUUCCUCAUGAUGCCGGAUGACAAAGUUAGACAGAAGCAGCCGGAGCGGCAACUGAGAGUUUCCAAGCAGUUGUUCAGCACAGAAGAGUGGGAACAGCCGGCUAAAAGAGCAACGGAAGUAUACAAACACCACGAUCUGUCCAUCGACGUACUUGACGAUAAGGAGCAGGACGAAGACCGGGUACGGAUUAAUAAUAAUAUUUCACCUGGCUUCGGAUCAGAUAUUAACAUAGACGUCGGAACAGAUGAAUAUCCAAGUAAAUCCACAUAUUUUAGCGAUUCUGAUACCUCUGAACGAUCUAGAAGCCGCCCAAAUUCCAACGAAAGUGCAGCCAGGCCAAAAUUUUUACCCGAAUAUAAAAGUAAAAUAUUCGAUGAUCCGACAUUGAUAAGCAUGCAAACAAGAGCGAGAUACGAUAACAGGUUCGGCGAAAAAUCUCAAGACAUGUCACCUAAAAGCGCCUUCACUAAAGUGUCGAACUUCACAGUCCGAUCACCGAAUCCCUCAGUAAGUCCUGACAACCUUCAUUAUCAGAACUCCAUUAGCCCGCCACUGUCGGCUUCGAGUCCUCCCGCUAACGCCUUCAAUAAAGCAAAUGCUUUCACCAAUUUAAUUAGCCCCGCACACCUCUUAAACGGUAACAGUUUCUUCAAAGGCCAUAAUGUGCCAUCUUCUUCCCCUAACUAUCCAGAAUCGAGCAUGUUGCCCCAAAGAACGCAGAACUUUAAAGGCAUGGAAUACCAAGGAAAGCAACCAGAACCUAAAACAUCGCAAAUAUCACCCAACAAAAUGAACUUUUUGCCAUUUAGACCAGAGAUACCGUACUUACAGGCAGGAUCGUCGUACCCUUUCGGUGUACAAAAUUUCCAACAACCGAACGCCGACUUUAUGAAGUUCCCAGUCUCGCCACGGGAGUCCGUCAGUCCACUGAUAGCGAAUCCCGCAGCAGCUAUACUAAGCACUCUGUUGCCACCGACGUUAGCUGCGUUCUCUUUGCCGGCACAGAACGUGUGCGCUAAAUGUAGCAUCAGCUUUCGAAUGACUUCCGACCUGGUGUACCACAUGAGGACUCACCACAAAAGUGAAACAACCAGUGACCCCAAUAGGAGGAAACGAGAAGAGAAGCUGAAAUGUCCCGUGUGCAACGAGAGCUUCAGGGAGAGACACCACCUGACGCGGCACAUGACAGCGCACCAGGACAAAGAAGGGGACAUGGAUGACGUAUCCCCAGCGAACUAUAAUAAAAAAGCCAAACAGUUUUAUCCUCACAACGGUUCCGUUCUUAAGUGA